UGUUCCGCCGGUGCCGCUGACCGUCGCGGCGUCCCUCUUCCGACAGGUGUUCUCUGUCAUGGCCAUAUCGGGUCUUAUGAACAACACGCUGCGCUGGUCGGCCAACCUCAAGGAGUGUUUGGAGGCGGUGCUGGGUCUGGGACGGUAUCAGAGCGUGCUGCUGAUGGAGGACCAGCAGCCGUACGUGCAGGUGCCGGACGACAUACGCCAGGCGGUGGUGAUCCAGAGCGCCACGCUGGGCUGGGACGCCGUCACCGGCGAGCAGGCGGCCGGCCGACCCGUCCGGAGCGCUAACGGUGCGCCGAGUGCAGGGAGCGACGCGGCCGAGAUGGAGUCGCUGCAGCCGGCCCCGACGAUCGGCGCCAGGGAGGUGCUGCUCGACAUCGACCUCGUCGUGCCCAAGGGCACGCUGGUGGGCAUCUGCGGCGCUGUCGGCGCCGGCAAGUCGUCGCUGCUCUCGGCCGUGCUCGGACUGAUGCGACUCAAGUCGGGCCAGGUGGCUUUGGAUGGGUCCUGCGCAUACGUCAGCCAGCAGCCCUGGAUCCUGAACGCUACACUCAAGGAGAACAUCCGCUUCGGGCACAGCUUCGACGCCAAGAGGUACUUCAUGGCUCUGCGGGCGUGCUCGCUGCACGAUGACGUCACCACGCUGCCCGGCGGCGACGAGACCGAGAUCGGCGAGCGGGGCAUCAACCUGAGCGGCGGCCAGAAGCAGCGUGUGGCGCUGGCGCGCGCCCUCUACGCCGACCGAGAGAUUUACUUGUUGGACGACCCGCUGGCGGCCGUGGACUCGCACGUCGGCAGGCACAUCUUCCAGGAGUACAUCCAGACGGCGCUGGCCUCCAAAACGGUGCUGUUCGUCACUCACCAGUUGCAGUACCUGAGCCAGUGCGACACCGUCUGCCUGAUGAAGGAGGGUCGGAUCGUGGAGAGCGGGUCGCACGAGCAGCUGGUGGCAGCCGGCCGCGAGUACGCCGCUCUCAUUAGCACCUACGUGCAGGAAGAGGACGAGGAGGAGGCGCACCACUGGUGGCUGCUAACAGACUGA
Messenger RNA from Pollicipes pollicipes, 1048 nucleotides. RefSeq names its product multidrug resistance-associated protein 9. The transcript is spliced from 9 exons. Gene Ontology annotation, cellular component: membrane. Bases 59 to 1048 code for a protein of 329 amino acids. Gene Ontology annotation, biological process: transmembrane transport. Gene Ontology annotation, molecular function: ATP hydrolysis activity; ATPase-coupled transmembrane transporter activity; ATP binding. The record is from RefSeq and is a predicted model, not a curated record. Lineage: Eukaryota; Metazoa; Arthropoda; Thecostraca; Pollicipedomorpha; Pollicipedidae.